AUGCAAAAGGAGGAACCUUACUUUCGCACCUGCAACUCGCCGAGGAUGGAGGAGAUUGACGAGGUGUUUCGUCUCUUAGAUUCCCCAAAGGGAAGAGAGCUUUGUGAACUUCUCUCCUCCUUGCUUUCUACGGAUGGACUGCCACCGCCGCCGGAACCUUUUCUCAAAGGCGACAACGACGCCGGCGGACGCAAUGGUGGCCCCGCAGUGCCCGUAACUGUAACCUGGAUGCCAUUCUUCGGGGCCCACUGUAGCCGUUGCCAUAUUCUUAGAGACGUCAUUCAUGCAGGCGGUAAUCCAAGGAAGAAACUUAAUUCCACUGUUCACAGGAAUGCCACUAGGAUGAAUAUCUAUACAAAUCACACUUUGACUACCGUUAUAUCUUUGUUAAACGCUUCGAUCUGUUGAUCCAUGGAAUUUUUAAUGAUUUCUUCAUGUCAUAGUACGCGGUUUUAUAGGUUUUUCCGUCUUAACUGUGAAAUAUCUUAUCGUUUUGUAGGGUUUUCUGAACACUUCUAGGGUUUCUCCUUGUUUCAUCAUUGUUUUGGUUACUUUAAACUAGUUAUCAAAGAUCCUUUACUCUCUCUCCCUCUCUCUCUCGUUUCUAGUUGACCGAAGUCUUGCUUUUAGGAGUUUUAUCUGGAUGAUCCAUACUUUUCUGCUUUUUGUUUGA
This is a messenger RNA of Spirodela intermedia, 673 nucleotides long. The record is from the annotation of a GenBank genome assembly. Lineage: Eukaryota; Viridiplantae; Streptophyta; Magnoliopsida; Alismatales; Araceae.